Molecule: messenger RNA, 700 nt
Organism: Boleophthalmus pectinirostris (great blue-spotted mudskipper)
Lineage: Eukaryota; Metazoa; Chordata; Actinopteri; Gobiiformes; Gobiidae
Exons: 3
Coding region: 23-700 (225 amino acids)
Biological process (GO): T cell activation; interleukin-15-mediated signaling pathway; positive regulation of ERK1 and ERK2 cascade
Cellular component (GO): external side of plasma membrane; membrane raft
Molecular function (GO): MHC class II protein binding; protein tyrosine kinase binding
Source: RefSeq, a predicted model, not a curated record
AAGCGCACAAGCCUCACAGAUCAUGAUGUCUCUGUGUGUGUUCAGACCUGUGCUUCUCACUCUGACUCUUCUGCUCUGCUCAGAAUCAGCAGCAGAUCAACAUCAGUUUGUGGAAGAGGGACAAAGUGUCACUUUGUCCUGUGGGGAUGUAAGAGAGAGACAAAGAGAAUGUACUGGAACCACAUGGACUUUUUACUCGGUCGACAAACCAGGAGAAAGUAAAAGUCUUAUUACACUUGGAGUUUUAAACUCCAGUGUGCCAGAGAUUUCAAAACGACUGAGAUUAAAAGAAAACUGUGGUCUGGAGAUUCAAAAUGUCCAUCCUCAGGACGCUGGACUCUUCUACUGUCAACAAUACAACCAAUCAGGACGUCUCCUGUCUCCUGAUGCUCCUGUGUAUCUGUCUGUGGUCUCAUUGACUAAAAGGACAGAGGAGAAGAACGUUGAGUUAAACUGUUCUGUGUCCUCUUCACUUCAUGAUGUCAAAACAAAAUGGUUGUUCAAAGGCAAAGAAGUUAAUAACUCAGGAAUAACCACAAAUAACCUUCAACAUGGCGUCACUGUUACACUUCCAAAAUCACAUUUCCUUUACAAAAAGGUGGAUCUGUUCAAAUGUGAAGUGACUGAUGGAGAAAACAAGAAGAAGUUUUCAUUCAGAUCCAACAAACCAGGUGAGACCAGGAGGAGGAGUCAGAUUUAA